Lacerta agilis (Sand lizard) is the source of this 1366-nucleotide messenger RNA. It is a transcript of the gene STEAP1, whose product is annotated as STEAP family member 1. The transcript is spliced from 5 exons. The coding region runs from base 326 to 1318 and encodes 330 amino acids. Lineage: Eukaryota; Metazoa; Chordata; Lepidosauria; Squamata; Lacertidae. Gene Ontology annotation, cellular component: plasma membrane; endosome. The record is from RefSeq and is a predicted model, not a curated record.
ACGCGAAGCGCAUCAGUUUACAAGAGCGAUUCCCCCCCUCCCCCUUUAAGCAAACAACACAACUUUGGCCGGCGACUCCCUGCAAGAUCCGCCGGCUCCUGAGGCGAAGGAAAGGCGGAGCCGACCAGGCAGGGAGAGAUGCCGAAGGCGGGGCUGCCAAGGGCGGGGUAGGCGGCUGCAUGUCGAGCGGGCUCCCGAGAGGAGCCGCUAGUCUGGGUCCCUCCGCGUGCUAGUUCGGGAUCGCGUCGCCCCGGGCCCCGAGACGGAGAAAAGUUGUUAGAUCCUCUUGCCUUAGAACACAGGACAGUCAUUGGUCAAGAAGAACAUGGAUCAGAAUGAAGAUCGGAAAAUGAAUCCUGAAAGAACUUGGGAGAAUUUCAACAAUUUGAUGAUGGAUUUACAAGUGGUUGGCACACCAGAUGCUCUCCCCCAUGUUCAUAAAAGAAUCUAUAUUGAUGAGUUUGACUGUCCUCCCAGUAAGCACUGCAAACACGACCUUUUCCCUAAAUGGCAUUUGCCGGUGAAGACAGCAUUGGUACUGUCCUUGUUAACCUUUAUCUACACUUUCCUAAGGGAUGUCAUCCAUCCCCUUGUAACUAAUCAAGGAAAUACAUUUUAUAAAAUCCCAAUCCUGGUCAUAAACAAAGUCUUACCAGUGGUUUCGAUUACCCUGCUGGCUCUGGUUUAUUUACCAGGAGUACUGGCUGCAGGUUUCCAGUUCCACUAUGGAACCAAGUAUAGACGUUUUCCACAAUGGUUGGACAGAUGGAUGUUAUCGAGGAAACAGUUUGGACUUCUUAGCUUCUUCUUUGCCUCGUUACAUGCCUGCUAUAGCUUGUGCUAUCCAAUGAGGAGAUCCUACAGAUACAAACUCUUGAACUGGGCAUAUCAACAGGUGAAGCAGAAAAGGGAAGAUGCCUGGAUAGAACACGAUGUCUGGAGAAUGGAGAUUUAUGUGUCUCUAGGAAUUUUGGGGCUUGCUCUACUGGCUGUAUUGGCAGUAACGUCAAUUCCAUCUGUCAGCCACUCGCUGACCUGGAGAGAGUUUCAUUAUAUCCAGAGCAAGAUGGGACAUUUAGCUUUGCUGCUGUGCACCAUUCAUGCAUUAGUGUUUGCAUGGAAUAAGUGGAUUGACAUAGGCCAGUUUAUAUGGUAUACUCCCCCUACUUUUAUGAUGGCAGUCAUUCUUCCAAUUGUGGUUCUGACUUGUAAAGCUAUCCUGCUUUUGCCAUGCCUUAGGAAGAGACUAGAGAAGAUCAGAUCUGGCUAUGAUGCUAAUGCUCUGGCAAGUAGGACACAGAUAACUUCCAGACUGUAGAUUUUAAAUGUGCAUGUACUUUGCUGGCCAUAUUCAGUUGUUGUUGUU